This is a messenger RNA of Canariomyces notabilis, 765 nucleotides long. RefSeq names its product DUF1753-domain-containing protein. The transcript is spliced from 2 exons. Gene Ontology annotation, molecular function: inositol phosphoceramide synthase regulator activity. Bases 1 to 765 code for a protein of 254 amino acids. Lineage: Eukaryota; Fungi; Ascomycota; Sordariomycetes; Sordariales; Chaetomiaceae. Gene Ontology annotation, biological process: inositol phosphoceramide metabolic process. Gene Ontology annotation, cellular component: Golgi membrane; inositol phosphoceramide synthase complex. The record is from RefSeq and is a predicted model, not a curated record.
AUGUCGCCCUCAAGGGCUUCCUGUUUCCAGUUGCCCCGUCCCAAGUCUUUCCUCGGCUUCUUGUCCCUCCAGACGGGCACCGAGUUGAUAUCGCUUGCGCUCGCCUUUAACAAGGCGGCGGGUAUCUACGGGAUUCUCACGCUGCUCACGGGCUACGCGAUCUCGGCGUUGCAGGUGUCGGCGUACCUUGGCUCAAUCCUCGUCCUGGUGGCGCUUGCCUUCUGCGUCCCGCACAUUCGCACACAGAGCCCCUUCCAUAACCUCGCCCUCGCCUGGCUGUACGUUCUCGACACCAUCGUGAGCGCCGCUUACACAUGCGCCUUCGCGACGAACUGGUACAGCGGCGAAUAUUCGGUCAGCAUCGGGGUAGAUGCCGCCUUACCACAUGACGGGCAAGUAGAGCAGGACGCAAGCCACACAGCACAAAGCAAAGCGCGUUCUGGCGUCCAGGAUACUGCGGCGAGCAUAGUCCUCGUCAUCGGGUUCACGCUUGUUCGCGUCUAUUUCAGCCUCGUGGUCAUGGCGUAUGCCCGGACGGUUCUGCUACGGUUCGUCGAUGAGAACAUGGGGGAAACGGAGCAAGCGGACCCAACGGGCGAGGCUCCGCAUCCUUUCGCCGUGGGCGCUCCGCUUGGCGGUGGUUUAAGGGGCAAGUUGGGAAGGCUCAUGGUCUCAAUUGGGAGAGGGUAUUGGUUAGGAGGCAGGACCGCAGACGAGGAGUGGACACGGGAUGUCAGUUCCAAAUUCAAGGACAGCAGGCAGUGA